CAAACACUUGUGUGCAAGCAUAAGCAUUAGUACUUCAGCCUUAUUCCAUACACUACAAUUCAAUCAAGAUGAAGCUACAACAAUCUGCCUUCUCAUUGUCUCUUCUCAUUCUUUUCAUCUGCUGCACCAAAACCGUAUCCCUAUCCCCGGCGGCAGCUCCAGUACAAGCACCAACGGUGGCCCCAGUGCAGGCACCGCCUCCACCUGCUGCACAAGUACCGGUAUUGCCUGGCCCCAUCAAUGUGGUUAAUAUCCUGGAAAGGGCAGGCCACUACUCACUCUUUGUCCGCCUAUUGAAAGCCACCCAAUCGGACACAGAAUUAACUGUGGAGCUUAAUCACACACAUAAUGGAAUAACCAUCUUUGCUCCUACUGAUGGUGCAUUUUCAGGGCUCAAAGUGGGCACUCUCAACUCCUUAAGCGAUGGAGACAAGGUCAAGUUGGUGAAGUUUCAUAUAUCUCCUAUAUACAUAUCACCUUCCCAGUUCCAAACAGUGAGUAACCCUUUAAAGACUCAGGCAGGAAAGGGUGGCCGGAUGGCACUAAAUGUGACCACCACAGGGAGUGCUGUGAACAUAACUACAGGGGUCAUCAAUACCACCAUAUCUGGCACUAUAUACAACGACAACCAGCUUGCAAUUUAUCAGAUUGAUCAGGUGCUACUUCCUAUGGAGCUUUUCGCUCCUAACCUACCUCCAGCUCCUGCUCCAGCUCCAGCUCCACUGGUGGUGGCACCGCCGCCAGAGAAGCCUAAGAAGGCUCCGGUUGUAGAGAGUCCUACUGUUCCCAUUGAUGAUGUCUCUGGGGUGGCAAGUUUUGGUGUGCACAAAAUUGAGGUGAUCCUUGCAGUGGGGGUGGUUGCUGCAAUGUUUUCCUUAUAAGUGGGUUAAUUAAUUUGUAUGGGUUGGGUUCCCUUUGUGAUUUUUCAGGAGAUGUUACAUUGGAUGUGUUGAUGAAUUAAUAUAUAUUACGAUGAGUGCUUAUAUGAAUAAUAUAAUUGCCAUUUUUCGCAA
Molecule: messenger RNA, 1013 nt
Organism: Hevea brasiliensis (rubber tree)
Lineage: Eukaryota; Viridiplantae; Streptophyta; Magnoliopsida; Malpighiales; Euphorbiaceae
Product: fasciclin-like arabinogalactan protein 12
Exons: 1
Coding region: 69-881 (270 amino acids)
Source: RefSeq, a predicted model, not a curated record